Diaporthe amygdali is the source of this 975-nucleotide messenger RNA. RefSeq lists its product as uncharacterized. The record is from RefSeq and is a predicted model, not a curated record. The coding region runs from base 1 to 975 and encodes 324 amino acids. NCBI's taxonomy places the organism in Eukaryota, Fungi, Ascomycota, Sordariomycetes, Diaporthales, Diaporthaceae. The transcript is spliced from 4 exons. Gene Ontology annotation, biological process: carbohydrate metabolic process. Gene Ontology annotation, molecular function: hydrolase activity, hydrolyzing O-glycosyl compounds.
AUGAAGAUCCUGGGUACUUUGUUGACGGCCUCCUGCCUGGCCACUGGCCUUCAUGCAGCCAACUUCACCAACCCUCUGAAAUCACCCCUGGGGAGUGACCCUCAUAUCGUAUACGUAGAUGGCUACUACUACCUGACAACUACGACUUAUGAGAACAUCCAGAUCACCAGAGCGACCACCCUCGGGGGCCUCAAGACGGGCGAGAAUAAAAUCAUUUGGACCCCAGAUGAUCCAUCUCGAAGCUGCGAUUUGUGGGCCCCGGAAAUGCACCAGGUGGACGGAGUCUGGCAUCUCUACUUCACAGCUGGGACUUGCGGUAAUUGUUGCGAUAAUCAGAAGGCCCAGGUCCUCGAAGGCGGCGCUUCGCCAUGGGAUGACUACCGAUUUCUCGCGACACUCACACCGAACGAGUUUGGCAUAGACGGCACCGUUCUCACCAUCAAUAACCAAAACUAUUUCGUCUGGUCUUGCAUCACCAGCGACCUGCAAGGUCUUUGCAUAGCUACGCUCGACACCCCCGGGAGCAUCGGCCCGCGGCAUGAGCUGUCACUGCCGUUGGAAUCCUGGGAGGUCGAUGGAUUCGGUGUGAACGAAGGCCCCGCUCCUCUCUAUCACGAUGGCAAGACAUUCCUUGCGUUCUCGGCCAGUUACUGCGGGACCGCCAGCUACCAACUCGGCCUUCUCACAUACGAGGGUGGUGAUCCUCUAGAAAAGUCGUCCUGGACGAAGACGGGGCCUUUAUUCAGCUCUGCAAAUGGAAACUACGGAACAGCGCACAAUGGCUUCUUCAACAGUCCCGAUGGCACGGAGACUUGGAACGUAUACCAUGCUACGAGCAUAAGUACCGGCCACUGUGGCCGCGAGAGAUAUACGAUGGCUCGCUCAGUCGCAUGGGGUGCUGAUGGUCAACCCAUUUUUGGACAGGCGGAGACAUUAGGAACCCAGCUUGUUGGACCUUCAGGAGAGCCCGCGUAA